AUGAUACCUAUUAUUGGAUGGGACUCACGAGGAACUGGGGCUUCAACCCCUAUCCUAGAAUGCUUCGCGAAUGCCAGUGCCGAGUACGACUUCAAUAACGCAUUCCCAUUGGCUCCAAAUCUAUGGCUUGGCCAAUUCUCAAAUAGUAGUGCCGAUGGCGCUGUUAAUUCUGCCAUCAGAUCGUUCGACACUUCUAUCGCUGCUCUUGCAGAUGCUUGCGUAGCUCAGAAAUUACCCGCUCUUUACACUUCAACUACGGCAUAUGUUGCUCGAGAUAUGGCGGCAAUAGUUGAAACUCAACGAUUGGGCCGUGUAGGAAGAGUAAUUGCGGAUGGUGUUUUUGAUGCUAAGGCAAAUGCCCUUAAAUAUGUUAGUCAACUUCCAAACGACGAACUGAGCGUUCGUGCUUCGUUAAACGACUUCGCUGUCUUCUGUUCUACCGCUGGAUCAACAGGAUGCUCUUUCGCCGCUGUCACUACUGCUGCUACGGUUUUAUCCGGACUUGAAAUUCGUGAUGCCACUGCUCUUAUUUCACUUCUCGAAUCAUUAGCGGCCCCCGAACCAACAAAUGGUUCCGCAGCAGGCGUCGGUACUUUCGCCACUUACCCUCUAGGAUGUGUUGACAAUGCUGCUUCUAAUGAAAGCAUCUUGGAUACUGUUAUUUCGCUCACAAAGAGUAUUUCGAUCUCUGAGAAUACUCCAAUACUGAGUGCUGGACUCAUCCCCAUCACAUUCUGUCGCAACUUUCCGCCACCCGACCGCUUGUCCCAAACUUGGGUGCUAGUCCAAUGGACAAAACGGACAUUAUACUCGCAACAGCUAAAACACCAAUCCUUAUUAUCUCAGCCGAGAACGAUCCAACAACACCUCUCAAGUCUACACAGGCACUGCGGAAAUUGCUUCCCACUUCAUCCAUCCUUGCAUAUCGUGGAGGAAGCGGACACAUCUCUUGGAAUGGCCAAGAUUAUCUCAAAUUUCUUGGCAAGUGGGAUAAUGCCGGAGGAUGGAGCUCGCUUUGCAGUGGAUCAAAACAUAUUCCUAACAGCUGCAGCCAGUGGUCUGGUUACACCAGCAGCAUUUAACGGAACUUAUUCCACGGAAGAGCAAAGUUUCUUGACUGCCACAUAUGACAUUAGAAUUGUCUUUUUGUCAAUUGCAUAA
This is a messenger RNA of Sclerotinia borealis F-4128, 1161 nucleotides long. The record is from the annotation of a GenBank genome assembly. Lineage: Eukaryota; Fungi; Ascomycota; Leotiomycetes; Helotiales; Sclerotiniaceae.